Daphnia pulicaria is the source of this 2328-nucleotide messenger RNA. It is a transcript of the gene peng, whose product is annotated as pumilio homolog 3-like. Gene Ontology annotation, cellular component: nucleolus. The transcript is spliced from 5 exons. NCBI's taxonomy places the organism in Eukaryota, Metazoa, Arthropoda, Branchiopoda, Diplostraca, Daphniidae. Gene Ontology annotation, molecular function: mRNA binding. Gene Ontology annotation, biological process: regulation of translation. Bases 173 to 2269 code for a protein of 698 amino acids. The record is from RefSeq and is a predicted model, not a curated record.
CAGAAAGCAUUCUCAAACCACGUGUUUGACAGGAAUAUAUUGCGUGCGCCGUACUGACUUUUUGCUUAAAGUUGACCAUAGUUUUCUGCACGAACGCGUUGUUUUCUUUCUCGAGAUUGACCGUAGGUUAUUUAAUCAAGUUUAAAACAGUUGUGAACUUUUAAGUACAAGAAUGACGCUAAAAAUUAACAAAGCGGCUGGCAAGAAAACCAAAAAGCAAGUUAUCGUAGCAGAUGCCCCAGGUUUCACUCAUUCAGAAAGCAAACUUAUCGACCAGUUAGAAGCUAAGAAAAAAGUCAAACAUGAAAAAGUAGUCGAAGAAGAUUCCGGUAAAGUUGGAAACAUGUUCAAAAAGAAAAAGAAAACUGCUGAUGCUGAAGAAAACAUUGAAGAAGAAGAAAAGAAAGUCAUUGUUAAAAAGGAGAAAAAGUCCAAGAAAAUGGAAGUGGAUAAUGAAGAUUUUGAAGUUGUCAAGCCCUCAAAGAAAUCAAAGAAAACUGAAGAAACAGAGUCUUCAAGUGACGUAGUCAUCCCUGGCUUCUCAGCACCAAAGGUAGCACCUAAAAGAAAACAUGAAGGAGAAGAAGUCAAUGGUAAGAAAGCCAAAAAGACUGUUGGGGAACAGACAAGUGUAUUCAAGAAGAAGGAAAAAGAAGCACUCAAAGUUGAACGAAAGACCAAGGAGAAUGAAAAUCGCUAUUUGCUGUCUGUUAAAGCCAAAAAGCUCUGGGAGGAACUCAGAAGGGAAGACACUACCAAAGAACGUCAACUUUCCAUUAGUGCUGAUCUCUAUGGAUUGAUCAAAACUCAUGCAGCAGAGUUGGUCUUUGCCCAUGAUACAGCCAGAGUUAUUGAAUGCUUGUUUGAGAAAUCAUCUCAGGAUAUCAGAGAUGCCUUAUUCAAUGAACUUAAAAGCCAUACUGUUAAUUUGGCUAAAUCACAGUACGCACAUUUCUACUUGAUGAAAGUUCUCCGCCAUGGUAACAAGGAACAGCGAAAUUAUGUCAUCACUGCGUUAAGCGGAAAAGUUGUCUUUCUUAUGAAACACAAGUUCGCCUCCAAAGUGGUUGAAACUGCAUAUAACGAUUGGGCUAACGCAAGUCAACGCGCUCUGCUGAGCCAGGAAUUUUACGGACCUGAAUUUAAACUAUUUAAAGAUGAGUCCAUUACUACGUUGAGUGCUGCACUGGCUAAACAUCCCGAAAAGAGGGAAGUAUUCCUAAAGCAUAUGAACCAGGCCAUCGAACCAAUCAUUGCCAAAGGUGUCUUCAAUCACAGUUUAUUGCAUCGUUUGACUAAUGAGUACCUUACUCACUGCAAAGAGAAUGAACGCUCUGAAAUGAUCCAAAGUCUUCGUCAGGCAGUCGUUCAAGUUUUGCACACUCGCGAUGGAGCUCGAGUCGGAAUGACGUGCCUCUGGUAUGGUACCCAAAAAGAUCGAAAGGAUAUCAUCAAAAGUUUCAAAGGUCACGUAACUAAGAUCUGCUUAGAGGAGCACGGCCACAUGGUGCUGAUGGCGCUUUUCGAUUCCGUGGAUGACACCAAACUCGUCGCCAAAGCUAUUGUCACAGAAAUUGCUACCAACUGGAGAGAUAUUGCUGUUCACGAGCACGGCCGAAAGGUUGUCAUGUACUUGCUUGCUGGUCGCGAUCCCAAGUUCACCCAUCCACAGAUUAUUGACAUAUUGAAGCAAGGAGACGGCAAUCCCAACAGCAAAAAAGAUAUGGAAACUCGUCACAAGGAACUUCUCCAGUAUGCCUCCCCUUCCUGGUUGGAAGCUGUCUCACACGAACCUGAAAUGUGGUUGAAAGAUAGCAAAAACUGUCUUGUUCUUGGCUCCAUUCUUAAAUUUUGCGUCGGGGAAGAAUUGCAAGCUGCUUUUAAAGCAGUGGCUUCAGUUAUCGGUAACCCACUCGACCAAGAUCUGAGAAACGCGUUUAGCUCUAGUGGCGAAAAAGUUCAAUAUUGGGUUGAACAGUCGGCUGUUCAUAUGACGGUUAAAAAGCUAAUUCAGUUUGACAAGCUACGAACGCAACCUCCCUAUUUUAGCCAGGCAAUCAUCGAUGAAGUAGACUCUGAUGAGAUUAAAGGUUGGCUAAGCUGCAAUCGCGGUUCUUUCUUGCUCGUUGGAAUGGUUGAAACCGAAAUUGACAGUGUCAUACAGGCAGUUUUAGAAAAACUUAAAAAUUUGAGAAAAUACCUACAAAAACAAACCAACAAAGGCUCUGACAUCCUUGAUUCCAAAUUGGCUAAGUUGGAACCAAUCUAGACUUCACUGUUGAACUGUAAUCGGAAAAAAAAAAUUGGAAUAAAAAAUAAUUUCUGGAA